Molecule: messenger RNA, 1542 nt
Organism: Alternaria burnsii
Lineage: Eukaryota; Fungi; Ascomycota; Dothideomycetes; Pleosporales; Pleosporaceae
Product: transcription factor tfb2
Exons: 2
Coding region: 1-1542 (513 amino acids)
Biological process (GO): nucleotide-excision repair
Cellular component (GO): transcription factor TFIIH holo complex; transcription factor TFIIH core complex
Molecular function (GO): ATPase activator activity; double-stranded DNA binding
Source: RefSeq, a predicted model, not a curated record
AUGUCGGCCUCGUCGUCUGCACAGGCGCUGGAAUACUUGGAGGGCCUGCCUAUUGCUACGCAUAAGAGGCUGUAUGAGCAGCCCUCGACUGUGUUGGCGGUGUACCGCUGCAUGCUGCCGCAUCUUGCCAAAUCCAUAGUCAUGGCAAUGCUCUACAGACCCUCGUCCUUCCCCGUAGCCGACCUCGACGCAUGGUUCAAGCCCUCCGCCCGCAGAGAGAAGGAACAAGCCGUAUUUACCCUCGAACGCCUGCACAUUAUCGCCCAAGUGAAACAAGAUGACGGCACCAUGGCAUGGACAAUCAGCACAGGCUUCCAGCAGAGCCUACGAAACGCCCUCGAGGGCUCUGGUACGCACCGCUCGUUUGGUGUCCCAGCAACUAGAGAAGAGAGUGGCGGAAAGCGAUUGAGCGUAGAUUUCCUGGACGAAUACUCGAGAUCGCAGUGGGAGGGUAUACUGUACUAUCUGGUUAGCGGUGCGGCUGGGCUCAGCAAGGACAGUAUCUCGCGAGCCGAGGUCGGUCCUGGAACGAAGAAGCUGUUACACACUGGUGAUCUUGUGAGGACUAUACAUGGGAGUCCGAGGAUCACGAAAGAUGGUUUCUCUUUUGUGCUGCAAGAGACGAAUGCACAGGUCUGGAGUUUGUUGAUCGUGUAUCUGAAGAUGACGAACGAAGUAAGUGUUGAAUCUCACCCCUGCAACGACUAUCCUCUUCGGAAGCAGUCAACACCUCCAGGAAACGGUCCUAACAUCAAUACCAAGCUCGGCAUGUCCGAAACCGAAGUCCUGUCCUUCCUCUUCAUGCUCGGCUCCCUUGAACUAGGCCAAGAUUACUCCACAUCCACACUCUCGCCUACACAAGCCCAAAUGCUCGAGGAUCUCUCCUCAAUGGGCCUCAUCUACCGCUCCGACAAGAACGCACGAACCUUCUACCCAACCCGCCUCGCCACAACCCUGACCUCCGACUCCGGCAGCGCCAUGUCCGCCUCCUCCAACGACAUUGCACAAGCCAACCAAGGCAACGCAGGUCCCUCGGCCGCCGCAAACAAAGGCUUCAUCAUCAUCGAAACAAACUACCGCCUCUACGCCUACACCAACAGUCUGAUCCAAAUUGCCAUUCUGAGCUUAUUUACCAAACUCCAACACCGCUUCCCCAAUCUCGUCUCGGGUAAACUGACAAAGGAAUCUGUUCACAAAGCUGUACAGUCGGGUAUCACUUCUUCGCAAAUCAUCUCCUAUUUAACCACGUAUGCGCAUCCCCAGAUGCAGAAGACGGUUCCGUAUAUUCCGCCCACGGUCAUGGAUCAGAUUCGGCUGUGGGAAUAUGAAGGCGAGAGGGUGGAGACGACUACGGGCUAUCUUAUGCGCGAGUUUGGUAGUGAUGCAGAAUAUAGGGAUGUCUUGGGCUAUGCGAGUGCGCUUGGGGUAUUGGUUUGGCAGAAUGAUGCUGGGAGGUGCUUUUUUGUGUCUCAUGUUGAGCAGAUUAGUGCGUAUUUGAGGAAGAAGAAGGAGAGUAGGGAGAGUGCUAGGGCGGGGAGGUAG